Gloeophyllum trabeum ATCC 11539 is the source of this 1125-nucleotide messenger RNA. RefSeq lists its product as uncharacterized. Lineage: Eukaryota; Fungi; Basidiomycota; Agaricomycetes; Gloeophyllales; Gloeophyllaceae. The record is from RefSeq and is a predicted model, not a curated record. The coding region runs from base 1 to 1125 and encodes 374 amino acids. The transcript is spliced from 3 exons.
AUGGUACUCGUGCUUAGGAACAUAGGCAGCCACGCUUCCAUCGAGUUGCCGACAAGCACACCUGGAACAUCGUGUGACGGGGAGGUCGGCUGUAUCUACGCCACCUCGGGCUUGAGACGGGAACAAGGGCAACUUGAAGCAGCAACAGUCCAUAAGACCCCCACGUCCUUGGACGCCGCGAUCCUCGAGAAGGUCAAGGCAGCUUCCGGGAGCAUGUCAAUGACGGGGAUCGGCCGCGAGAUGAUACCUACUAGAAUUGAGCGCUGCCUUAACGCACCCACUCAUUCUCACUGGGAUGCGCACCCGAACGUGAACGUCCCGUCGUCGCCCACCAUCGCGGAACUGGAUGCGCGGGACUCCUUCCCGCUACUGUGCAUCCUAUCUGCCUCAUUAUCCGAGGACAAGGUUCCUGAACCAGAACCCCUGCCCGUUCCACCGACUUCAGCAGUCGUGGCGGCUCCGACCCCCACCCGUCCCGUCGCCACACCAUCGAUGUGGCGCAUGGCAGACCGCCCUCCGCCACUGUCGUUAUCGCGGACGUCCUCUUCGGGUACGGCGUCAAUAACAUCAUCGGGACCCGUUACGCCGAUGGACCCCAACCCGCCGGGGCCUCAUGUGCUGCACGUCGCCACGCCCGGCAGUUCCAUCCCGCUUCACUCCUCCAAAUCCCCAAUGCCCUCUGCCACACCCGUCGUCAACCCCAAUCUCAAAACAAACCCUCCUGCACCGCCUAAGCCGAAGCCCCUCCCCGCGACGCUCGCGCCCUCGCCCUCACGCCCGCUUUCCCUCAAGGCGCAGCAGUCCCUCGCGCAGUCAAGGAUCGAUACGAUCCUGUCCGCGACGCUCGACGCAUACGACGUCGCUCAAGCACACAUCGACGAGGUCCUCCGGAAGUAUGAGGCACGGCGGCAGGAGGGACUGGUUAGGCUGGCGGCGGCGAGGGUGCGAUCUAAGGACGUCGGAUGUACAUGUGCUGUUCCGACGUGCUCGGACUCCGAGGAGGUCGGUCGCCAGCGACGCGAACCAAACCACGCCACACCGGGUAAUGGUUCCGCGCUUCUCCCAGGCUAUCGUCCAAUCAUGUACAUCAAAAUGCAGGGUAAAGGGUCUGGUUCCUCACGCUGA